AUGGAGCCUCUCGCCAUUAUCGGUAUGGCCUCUCGGUUCCCCCAGGAGGGGGACAACAACGAGAACUUUUGGAAGAUGCUCAUGACUGGCCGAUCUGCCAUGACUCCAUUUCCAAAGAACAGAUUUGAUAUGGACGGGCAUUACCACCCGGAUGUUGAACACGGAGGAACAUUUCACGUACAAGGCGGCCAUUUCAUGAAGGGUGAUCCUUCCGAGUUUGAUAAUCAGUUCUUUUCCAUCCCUAAAGGCGAGGUGAUGUCUCUGGAUCCUCAACAGCGCCUGAUGAUGGAGAAUGUCUACCAAGCUCUAGAGAAUGCUGGCAUUCCAUUGGAUCGAGCGGUAGGAUCGAAUACAUCAGUAUUCAGUAGUGGUUUUAAUCAUGACUAUCUUCAGCUGUUGAACAGCGAUCCUGAGAUUAAACUGAAAUAUAAGCCCAUGGGGACCAGUAAUUCUAUCAUAUCCGGCCGUGUCAGCUGGUUCUUCGACUUCAAAGGCCCAAGUCUUACUGUCGACACAGCAUGCUCUAGUUCUAUGGUUGCUUUCCAUUUGGGAGCUCAAAGCUUACGAAAUAACGAAUCUGAAAUGUCCGUCAUCUGCGGUGUUAAUGUAUUCACCUACCCCACAGAUUGGUUUGGCAUGGACCACCACGGAUUCCUCUCUGCCGAUGGCAAGUCUUACAGCUUCGACCACCGUGCGAGCGGAUACUCCAGAGGAGAAGGCGUUGGAACGGUCAUCUUAAAACGCCUUUCCACAGCUCUCCGAGAUGGAGAUACCAUCAGAGCAGUUUGCUUAGCAAGUGGCCUGAAUCAAGAUGGACGAACACCUGGAAUCACGCUACCUAGCGGGCCUGCGCAGGAGCAAAUGAUACGUGAGGUGUACAAACGGGGAGGACUAGACAUUGGAAAAACUGCCUAUGUUGAAGCCCAUGCUACGGGAACUGCAGCCGGAGAUCCUAUAGAAGCACGAGCGAUUGCAAACACCUUUGCUACUGCUGAUAGAGAGUCGCCGCUGAUAGUGGGAGCUGUCAAAUCGGCCAUAGGUCACACAGAAGGAGCUUCCGGCCUGGCUGGUAUCAUCAAAUCUGUGAUGGUCUUGGAAUCAGGAAUGAUUCCUCCGAACGCAAAUUUCGAGAAGGCAAACCCGAAAAUUCCAAUCGACAAAUGGAAAAUCAAACUGCCACUGCAACCUACCCCAUGGCCUGCACCAGGUAUGCGACAGCUUUCGAUCAAUUCUUUUGGGUUCUCAGGUACAAACGGCCACGUUGUUCUUGUUGAUGCUCUUCAUUACUUGGAACAACAAAAGCUGUCUGGAUUUCACAAGACUUUGCCUUAUCCGGAUAUAACUCAGAACGGCCAUACAAAUGGUAAUGGUGUGAGCGAAAGCGCAACGAAUGGCCAUACUCAUACCAACGGUCAUGCUCAGUCCAAUGGCCACGUUGAAGCCAAUGGACAUGCUAAAACAAACGGGCAUACCGACGCCAAUGGCAACUCUACAAUUGCCCGUGUUCCGUUGGUUUUUGCCUUCUCAUCCUUUGAUGAACAAGGUGUCCAAAGAAAUGCCAGUGCCCUGGCUGACUACCUCAAAGAUCUACUUGUAGAUCCUUCAAGCAACGCAAAGAAUUAUUUGAGUGACUUGGCGUAUACCUUGGCAGCAAAGCGUACUACUUUCCAGUGGCGGUCUUACUACCUGUCAAAUAGUUUGGAUGAUCUAGCCCAGAAGCUGGCCACAGAGUCGUCUCUUCUGAAGCCAGUUCGGACAAGAGGAGCUCCUAGCAUUGGAUUCGUCUUUACUGGUCAGGGCGCUCAGUGGUACGCUAUGGGACGUGAGCUUUUGGCGUUUUCCACAUUCAAGGAAAGCCUAGAAAGCGCUUCUCGUUAUAUGCAGGAGCUGGGUAGUCCCUGGUCUCUCUAUGAGGAACUUCUCAAAGAUCAAGCUGAUUCACAAAUCGACAAGCCACAACUGGCUCACCCAUCUUGCACUGCAAUUCAAGUUGCCCUUGUCGACUUACUGUCUUCUUGGAACUUGCGGCCUACACGCGUAGUCGGUCACUCCUCUGGUGAGAUUGCAGCUGCGUACUGUUCCGGAAAGAUCUCCAGGCAGGCAGCUUGGAGAGUGGCUUACUACCGAGGCUACGUUUCUGGCCGAGUUUCAAGCAGUGGAUCAAUGCUUGCAGUUGGUUUGCCAGCUGCCAGUUUGGAUGAGUAUCUUGAAAAGGUCAAUUCUCAACUGCCUGGUGAAUUAACUGUGGCUUGUUACAACAGCCCCAAAAACCACACCAUAUCCGGUGACGCCAUGAAGAUUGACGAGCUGAAAAGGAUACUUGACGAAAAGGAGAUUUUCGCAAGAAAGCUUAAGGUUAAGACUGCGUAUCAUUCAUCGCAUAUGAAAGAUGUGGCAGAUGAAUACUUGCAGCUGCUAGGAGAUAUGGAAAAGCCAGCAGGUGUCCAAUUCACAGCAGACAUGUACUCAAGCGUCACAGGUCAUCGGAUCGAGGGCGAUCUAACAUCGCAGUAUUGGGUUGACAAUCUGGUUUCGCCCGUCCGCUUCACAGAUGCAUUGCUCAAGAUGUCCUCAGAGAGCUCUUCCAAAAACUCGAUGCGAGUCAAUACUAGCAACAGCGCGAUCCAGGAAAUCGUCGAAGUUGGUCCUCAUUCAGCACUUCGUAGCGCCAUCAAAGAAACGCUCACUAGCCAUUUCAAUGAUAAUCAGCUCAUUGGAUAUCACGCAGUUUUAGAUCGCAGCAAUCCGGGUGUUGACACUCUUCUGACGUCUGUUGGAAACUUGUUUGCACGUGGCAGCGCCGUUGAUCUCAGCCUUGUGAAUCAAGCAUCGCCGUCUCAUUCAAGCGAGCAAUCGCCAACAAUGCUCGUUAACUUGCCUCCAUAUGUUUUUAACCAUAGCCAAAGCACAUGGUAUGAGAGUCGGCUGAGUCGCAAUUACCGCUUCCGCAAAUAUCCACGCCAUGAUCUGUUUGGAGCUCCUGUCCCCGAUUGGAAUCCAGAAGAACCGGCUUGGCGCAACUUUAUUCGAAUCUCUGAACAGCCUUGGUUGCGAGACCACGUAGUAAGUCAAAAUCCAUUGUUAGCUGUGGGCUAUAUCAUUAUGGCUAUUGAAACCUCAAAGCAAAUCGCAUCGCCGGACCUUAAGCUGCUCGGGUUCCUACUCAAAGAUAUCUCAAUAAAGAGCGCCCUUAUUAUUCCCGACAACAAAGAAGGAGUCGAAGUCAAGUUUUCAAUGGUUGGCAUGGACGAAUCCAGUCUCGAGAAAUCCAAGUUGUGGAGAAAGUUUACCGUAACAAGCUAUAACGGCAAUGCAGACGACUGGGUAGAGCAUUGCACGGGCUACAUCCAGACUCAAUAUGAAGUCUUGCCUGGCCCAAUCGAUGAGGGGCUUGAAGAAGCUUCAGAAGCCCAGGCCUCCAAGAAGAUGCUCGAGGACAGCAUUUCACGAUGCAACACACCUACAAGCAUCAACUAUGAUAACUUGGAUACGAUCGGGCUGCACUUUGGACCACUGUUUCAGAACUUGUCUGAAGUUGUUGUCAAUAAGGGCCAAGGUGAAGUAUCCUCAUUCAUCACUGUUCCAGACGUCGCCAAAGUGAUGCCGAAGAACUUCGCCCAUCCUCAUAUGAUCCAUCCGUCCACAAUGGAUUCUAUGAUGCAUCUCUUCAUAGCUGGUGUUCUCGAUAUCACUGACAAAACCACGUUGGAGUCUCCUAUGGUUCCUACCUUCAUCAAAGAAGUCCGCGUCUCUGCCAAAAUAGAAAGCACUGCCGGCCACAAGUUCAGAGGAUUCGGAGUCUCAAAGUUGACUGGGUUUCAAAAAUUCCACAGCGACAUCACAAUUUGGGACGAGAAGACGAACGAAGAGAGAAUUGCCGUCAGAGGCUGGUCAGGCAAAUCUUUGGGAUCAGAAAUAUCUACAGCCGAGGCGAAGAAGAUGUGCCACGUUGUAGAGUGGAUGCCAGAUCUCAGCUUGGUAAAGCAGCCUAAGCUCAAGGCAGUGCUUGCCUCCGAUCAAGAGAACGAGGAAUAUCGACGAAAUAUCAGAAAGCUGCAACUAGCGUCAAUCUUGUUUGUAACUCUGGCUUUGGAGGACUUGAAAGACUAUCCGGUCAGCAAGUACGAAGGUCAUUUCAAGAAUUACUACGACUGGUGUGUUAAAGUUCGAGACGACUUGCACAAUAACCUACUACCUCAUCUCGACUUCGACGAAUGGAAUCAGUAUAUGGACAAUGAGCCGCUGCGAGAAAAGCUAUUUGACAGCAUUAUGGAUAGCGCAGAUGGUAGGCUCUUGGUCAGAAUGGGAAGAAAUUUGGCGCCCGUUAUGAAGAAAGAAGUCGAUCCUCUACAGUUGAUGUUUGGUCAAGACAAUAUUCUCGACGAGCUGUACAGGAACAUGGUUGAGUCCGGAAACUUACCCAGCCUUUUGGCAGCCUAUCUUGAAAUCGUCCAUCAUAACAAUGUCAAUCUCAACAUUAUGGAAAUUGGAGCUGGAACCGGUUCCCUCUCCGCCCCAGUAUUGGAGGCUUUAGGACCAUCUGCCUCCAACGAAGAAAGACUGCUCAACGACUCGGCUAUUGCGAAGUACACUUAUACCGACGUAUCAUCAGCAUUCUUUGAGAAGGCUAAAGACAAGUUCAAGAGAUGGAGAAACCUUAUGGAAUUCCGAACAUUCAACAUCGAGUCUGACGCUAUCGAACAAGGAUUUGAACAAGGCACAUACGAUUACAUCUUUGCAGGAAAUGUCAUCCAUGCUACUGCAGAUCUUGAGAAGGUCCUGGCGAAUCUACGGUCGCUACUAAAACCAGGCGGUAAAUUAGUGAUGCACGAAGGUAUCCGACAAGAUCUUCUUUGGCUUCCGCUUUCCUUUGGUCAACUGAAGGGUUGGUGGCUCAGCAUAGAGCCAAACCGCAAAUGGUGCCCGUCUAUAUCUGAGUCUGAGUGGGACUUUGUUCUUAAAAAAGCAGGCUUCACAGGAAUCGCAACCGUGCUCACAGAUCGCGAAGUUGCCGAUAUUCGUGGACAAAGCAUUAUGGUUGCCGAAAAUAACGAGGAUAUUGGAUUGCAAGACGCCAAUAGGAAGAUUCAUAUCAUCUCUUCAGCCGCGACCCAGAACCUAGCAUCCGCUUUACAGUCCAGGAUUACCAAGGACUUUGGGUAUAAAAACUGCUCAAUUACCAGCCUUGCAGGUUUAUCGAACGUUGAGCUCAUCUAUGAUACAUGCAUUUCACUCCUCGACUUGGAAAGCCCUAUUCUUUUGCAGCUUACAGAGGAACGGUACAAUCAACUGAAUCAUAUUAUUGCUACAAGCGACGGUGUUCUUUGGGUUGCAGGAGACUUUGAGAAAGACCCUUCUCAGUAUAUGACUACAGGCCUCAUCAGAUCGGUGAGAUGGGAACGUGAUCUCGAUGCUCCGAAUCUCGUCACUUUGGCGGUAGCGGAACCUCGACCUGAAGACGAUCAGCUUCUCGAAUCGAUUCUUUCCGUAUUCAAGCAUCAAUAUGUCGACAGCAUUGACGAUGAGAGCAAGAAUGCAGAAUACUUUUUGAAAGCCAACCAUGUGCUCACAAAUCGCCUCAUCGAUGCUCAGAGUGUCAAUAGCUACAUCCAUUCCAAUUUCGCCGAGGCAGACCCCAAACAAGCGCCGCUUGGGGAGGCUGGACGACCGAUUAUGCUGGACACUUCUUCGCCAGGAUCACUGAGCGCUCUGCAUUUUGCCACAGAUCCAGUUUGGGCCCGGCCAAUUGCCGAAAACGAAGUCGAGGUGGAAAUCCACGCUGUCGGACUGAAUUUCCGAGAUGUAUUGAUUGCCAUGGGCGAGCACGUCGCAGCUUGUCUCGGAAACGAAGCAGCAGGCUACGUGUCUCGCAUUGGCUCUAAAGUCACCAACGUUCAGGUAGGCGACAGGGUUGUAUACAUGAACGGACUUGUUGAUGGCGGUUGUCUCAAGACAUUCGGAAGACAGGUCGCAGAUGCUGUGGUUAAACUCCCAGAUUCCGUGAGCUUCGAGGACGCUGCCAGUCUCCCGUGUGUGUACUCUACGGCAAUCCAUGGGCUCUAUGAUAUUGCUCGUCUAUCCGAAGGAGAAACCGUUCUCAUUCAUGCUGCAGCUGGUGGCGUUGGACAAGCCGCUAUUCAGCUGGCAAAUCUCGUCGGGGCGGAAAUUUUCGCGACAGUGUCAACUCCCGAGAAGCGAGAUCUUCUCAUCAACGAAUAUGGUGUAAAGAAAGAUCACAUCUUUUCGAGUCGCGAUCUGUCUUUCGUGAAAGGUGUUAUGCGCAUGACGGAUAAUCGCGGCAUAGAUGUUGUUCUCAAUUCGCUCUCUGGCGAUGCCUUGCGCGCUUCCUGGGAUGUCUUGGCUCCAUUUGGACGAUUCAUUGAGAUUGGCAAAAAGGACGCUCAGUCAAACGGAAGAAUUGAUCUUAGCCCAUUGCUGCGUCAAACGGUCAUGGCCAGUGUCGAUUUAACAACCAUCAUGAACUACAGGCCCAAGAAGCUAGGACAACUCAUCACUGAGACAGUGCGACUCUUUGCUGAUGGCAAAGUACGAGUGGCCAAACCCACUAGGGUUAUGGACUACACACAGAUUGAAGAAGCUUUCCGAUCUCUGCAGUCCGGCAAAAGCAUGGGCAAGACUGUUUUCAAGCCUAGCCCAACCGAUAUCGUUCCCAUCAUGCCUGAGAAGCCGUCCCCGCUGCAAUUUGAUGGCAAUGCAUCGUACGUUUUAGCGGGAGGUCUUGGAGGCUUGGGAAGAAGCAUAGCUCGUUGGAUGGUAUCACGCGGAGCAAAGCACCUAAUCUUCAUGUCAAGAUCAGGCGCAGCAAGUGAAUCUGCGCAAGAGCUUGUAAAGGAGUUAGAGGCGACUGGCUGCAGUGUCCAUGUCUUUGCUUGCGAUGUCAGCGAUGAAUCUGCGUUGUCAGCCGUUGUUGACGCAUGCAAGGCUAAGCUUCCUCCAAUCAAGGGCUGUGUUCAAGGAUCUAUGGUCCUCAGGGACGCAAUGUUCGAAAAUAUGACUUACGAAAACUUUGAUGCCGCAUUGAAGCCAAAGGUCCAGGGUUCAUGGAAUCUUCAUAAAUACUUGCCCACGAGCAUGGACUUCUUCCUUCUUCUCUCUUCUACCACAGGAAUUGUGGGCAACCGCAGUCAAUCCAAUUAUGCCGCUGGCAAUACUUAUCAAGAUGCUUUGGCGGCACACAGACGUGCUUUGGGUCUCCCCGCCACCAGUGUUGACUUGGGAAGCAUUCUCUCCGUUGGUUACGUGGCUGAGAACAAGAGCCGCCUCAAGGCCAUCACAAAUAUUACAGUAGUACUCGAAUCCCUUCGCGAAGAUGAGAUCCACUUGAUAUUCGAGUAUCAUCUUGAUCCCAGAAACUCCGCUGCAAGCCAAGCAGUGUCUGGUUUGACGAAUGCUGCGUUAUACAAGCAGCGACGCAUGCCUGUGCCCAGCUAUCUCAACUUCCCUCUGUUCAGGCACCUCCAAAGCGAGACGGUCGCCAAUAGCGAUUCCACUGAAGACGAUCCUAUUCUUUUGGUACCCAUUCAGCUGGCUGCAGCGACAACGGCUGAGGAGGCCACUACCAUUGUCUCCAACGGCAUCCGACUGAAGCUUUCCAAACUUCUCUCAAUGGCGGCCGACGACAUUGACCCUGGUAAAUCGAUUAGCUCAAAUGGAGUCGAUUCAUUGGUCGCCACAGAGUUUAGGACUUGGCUGGCCAAGACCUUGAAAGUGGACAUGCCUAUGUUGGAUAUCAUGGGGACAGGUAGCAUUCACACUAUCAGUGAAAAGGCAGCAGGCUUGAGCAAACUGGUCCAGAUUACAAACAGCAGCUAGCUUUAGCAUAUAUGGUAG
Messenger RNA from Trichoderma atroviride IMI 206040, 7851 nucleotides. The record is from RefSeq and is a predicted model, not a curated record. NCBI's taxonomy places the organism in Eukaryota, Fungi, Ascomycota, Sordariomycetes, Hypocreales, Hypocreaceae.